Messenger RNA from Colletes gigas, 1532 nucleotides. RefSeq lists its product as uncharacterized. The coding region runs from base 82 to 948 and encodes 288 amino acids. The transcript has 4 exons. Lineage: Eukaryota; Metazoa; Arthropoda; Insecta; Hymenoptera; Colletidae. The record is from RefSeq and is a predicted model, not a curated record.
CUUUCGCGAGUGAAGUUUCUCUGUCUAACGAAUUAUUUUGACACAUCGAAUACAAUCUUUGAAAAGAAGUAACGCUCUGAAAUGAGAAAAGAAAGGGAAAUUAACGUUUUCUUAUUGUUACUUUUCGUAAAUGUUGCACGUAGUGAUACAUAUAUACCCGUAAACCGAGAGGAUCCUUGUAUAAAUUUGUGUGAAAAAACACCAUUCUCAUUCACGAAUAGUAAAUAUGUUAAAUCGUGUUGUCAACGAGGAUGUAGAUUCUUCAAUCUAGUGGACUUGCAUAACGGUUUAGAACCAAAUAGCUUAAAUGGCACUAGAGACGCUUGUAAAGCUUCAUGUACAGAGGCAUAUACAUUGCCACAAGGUCGCUGCGCAUGCAGUACUGGUUGCGAUUUUAUGGCUAAGCAGCGUAUUUCAGAUCUGUUAUCGCUCUUUUCUGUUGCUAUCUAUAUAGAGGAAGGAGUAGAUUCUAACAUACUUUUAAUGUCACCAGAUAUACCUGACAAUGAUAUCUUAAGUGAUCCAGGUUUACGGAAGGAACUUCUUCCACGAUGGUGGGACUCAAACGGAUUUAAACUGCCACAAACAUAUAUCAAAACUGUCCCAUUAGAUGCUGGGACUAUGGAUUACGGUGUACCAUCAGACUACUCUGGAGAAAGUGACCAAUCAGCUUCAAUACCUGGAUCUGAUUGGCUUCAAUGUGCCUCAAGACAUAUUGGACUGCCACAUUGGCUUCUUGUAUGUGCCCUUUUAGCAGCAACUCUAUCUGCAUUUUGGUUAUGUGUAUUUGCUGAUAAACCUAAUGAUGCUUAUAAAAAAAUGCUUAUCGCGAAGUCUGAUAUUUCUCCUACAGUUGCAUUGUAUGUACCAGAAUUACCAUUGCAUAAACAACCUCCACCUAAAUAUUCUGAGAGCAUUGAUGUAACAGAAGUUAAUAUGAAAGUUUAACUAGGUACUUUAGUACCAUAACUUUUAUGUAACUUUGAAAACUAUUUCAAUUUAAGUAUAUUAUUAGUUUUGAAUAAACUGUGUUUUGUAUUAUGUAUAUUAGUGCUUUAUGAAUAUUGCAAUUAUCAAAAAGUAAUCGCACUUUCUGUUUCCAAUGAAAUCAUUAAUAGUUAAAGAUAAGCUUCUAAAAUUUACGUAAAGCUUUAAAAAUUUAAUUCAAGCUUCAAAGUAUACAAGAACUAAAAUCAAAAUAAAUUAUAAAAUAAGAUACAAAAUAUUUUCUGAAAGAAUGUAUGGUAACGUACAUAUGCUGGGAUUAUUUUAUACAAAGUAAAACUGUUUUUUAUAACAGAAAAUAACAGUUCUUAUUACCUAUUACAUUCUUUUUCUAUGAAGAUUGUAACAAAAACGAUCAUCGAAGUAAAACUAGCAAAAUGAUUAAAAAAAAAUGCACAGAUGUAAGACUGCAUAUUAUGUACUUUGUUAGCUAUUUAAUGACGAUCAAAAGCUUUUAUAUUUAUAACAAUAUAUUAUUUUUCUAAACAUGAUUUACAAAUAGUAAAGGAAAAUAUUCUAACUUUAAA